AUUUUGUAAUCAAAAUUCGAAAAUAUAGUGAAAUCAUGAAGGAAAAUUUUGUGUUAUAAAUCUAUUUUAAGGCUUAAAAUUAAAGCUUAAUACGAUUUUUAGUUCAGUAAGCGUCACACCUUAGAUCCGGGGAUAGGUGAAGAAAAUUGUCAAUAGUUAGGAUCGACGAGUUUUGCAUAUUUUUCACAUGGAAGGUAAUUAUGUGCUGAGCAACUUUGGAGGAACCAGCAGUGGCCACCAACAGCAGCAGCAAAGCAAUGAAGAUCCGAACCAGCUGGCAGAGGACAAUACGAGGCCCUCGCUGCCGGAAGAUUUUCCCAACUUUCGGGAUUUCCAGAUCGUUAAAAUGGUUCAGUACUUCCGGGUCGUCACGGAUGGAACCGAGCAGAGACUCCGGCUCGGUUUCAAAUGCAAACUGUGCAACGAGGUGUUCAACAAAACGAUGCAACUGUUGGGUCACAUUCGGAACCAUUUCGAGGAAAACCACAGCUGCCGGGAUUGUGGGAAGUACUUCUUCGACACCAACAAGUUGCACAUUCACAAAAGAGCCAAGCACACCCAAGCUCUUAAGUGUCAGAUGGGAUGUCCAAGCUACACCACAUCCAACAUCAAAUGUCUGCAAACACAUUAUCUUCGAUAUCACUGCUUGAAGAUUCGCCCCAGAGAAAUGAAAAAACUUGAAGAGACGCUUGGUUCGAUGGUUCGGCAAGGUGGUAACGAGGACAAAAUACGAAUGCAGCGAGAACAGAUUGUUGAUCAGUUUCGUGCCCUCACACCGGUUCCGCACCAUCCAAUCCAGCAGCAGACGAAUCCUGCAGAACAACAGCAAUCUCAACAGGUUAAAGCAGAACAGUGUGAGGAAGAAGAGGAUGCCGAAGAUGCGGAUGGCGAUGGAGAGCCUGAUGAGGACGAUUUCGAUGAACCCGACGAUGGACAAACUGUUGAAUGUUGCGUUUGUGAUGUGUAUAUUCCAUCCGACGAAGACCUCCGGGUUCACGAAGCUACCCACAGUAGUCCUUACACAUGCAAGAUUUGUAUGACAGCAUUCAAUCAGCUUGAAGAUGCUCGACAACACUACGAGGCUCACGAAAAACCACAAGUCAUCCAGCAACCACCAGCCCCAACCCAAAUAAAAACCAUUACCCUUUCACCCGCAUUCAACACUGUUGUACAAACAAAUCCUGCCCUCCAGUCUGCCAUGGCCACUACAACAGCACAUUUCCAACCAACUCCCAAUGUAACCACGAUGCUCAUAAUGCAUAACGGUACCCCAAUGCUUGUACCCGUUCAAACCUUCGAUAGUAGCCAACUGGUUCCUGCCUUCCAACCCCAAACAAUCCCUACAACGCAACAAAUCAACCAACAACCCGGAAUGCCGACGACAACAAUCACCCCCAUAACCACCGCCUGGCCAAUCAAUCAGCUCCUUCCGGUUAACAAUCAGAUCGAGAUCAUUCCCAUUCACGCGGCAGGCCAACCGGGAAACCCCACCACCAUCUCAUCUCAGCCUCCUCAUGUCCACCAAACACAAACCAUCCCCGUUCACAACAUCAUCAACAGCCAUCCUGGAGGCCCGGGUACAGGAAUCGUCAUCACACCGGUAACAACCCUAGAUCAUCAACAGGCUCUCCUCAGGCAUCACCAACAACAACAGCAACAGCAGCAGCAACAACAGGCUAUACAUGUUGCCCAGCUGCAACUUCAACAACAACAUUUCCAACAACAGCAGCAGCAACAACAACAGCAACAAUCGUAGAACAAAAUCGAGUAUUAAGACAAGGAAUAUCAAAUAUUUAUUUCAAAACAUGUUUGUUUCAUAAAUGUCUAUGAAAGUCUGAAACAAUGCAAAGUCAAAAGAUAAAAAAGUAAUCAAAGUGAAGAUAGCUUAAGAUUGUUUAAGAAAUCCUUAAAAAUAAUAGUUUUUCUUCGUAUCAGUUAGGCGAACUGUUUUACGUUUUACAAAUAUUUAGUUCUAUAUUAUUAUAUAUUGAUAAUUUUAAGUUUCUUGCGCGGUUUUUUUUAGAUGCAGUUCUGUGAAUUAGUUUAAUAUAUAUUUCUUUUGAUUCAUUCCAAUAAAUGCGCCAAUUGUACGUUUCAACAAGCGUAAUAAAGAAAUUGUUUCAUGUG
This is a messenger RNA of Uranotaenia lowii, 2127 nucleotides long. Its product is annotated as ras-interacting protein RIP3-like. The record is from RefSeq and is a predicted model, not a curated record. The transcript is spliced from 2 exons. Gene Ontology annotation, biological process: regulation of gene expression. Bases 188 to 1756 code for a protein of 522 amino acids. Gene Ontology annotation, cellular component: nucleus. Lineage: Eukaryota; Metazoa; Arthropoda; Insecta; Diptera; Culicidae.